AUGACGACCAAUAUCCAGCUGGCCAUCGCGCCCUCGGCCGAUACAAGCUCUGCGUGCGUGUACCUGCGCAGCGACCGCUGCCACUAUGUCUUUGGGCGGGUCCCAGAGGGCUCUCAGCGCACCAUGGGCAGUCGCAAGGUUGCCUUUGCUGGCGUCACGCAGAUCUUCCUCUCUGGUGCCACUGGCUGGGACCAAGUAGGCGGGCUGAUGGGAUUCAUGCUCACAAUUGCCGGCGCCGCCAACUCGUCCAAGGAGGGCUACAGAAUCGACAACCUCGUGCGACAGGGACAGGGCAAGAGGCUGCUGGAGGCGGCCCGGCAUCAGGGCGUCGAUGUGCAUGGAGGCGACAAUCUAUCCCAUCUGAUGGCGUCGCAACGGUCAGUCCUGUUGCGGCAGUCGAUCAAUGCCCGCAUUCACGAGCAAAGGACAGACACAAGGGAAAGUAACAAGCCGUUGACGGAACCAGACUGGCAUGACGAUGUCGUUCGCGUCUGGAAGGUCCCCGUCACACGCGAGCGAUCCAGCAGCCCGCGAAAACGACGUAGGACGAACGGCCCAGAAUCUGACGACAAGGCCGACGUGACGGAUGCCGACAUGGAGAAGUUGGAGGCAGAAAACGCGAACAGUGCCGAGGUCGCGCGUUACAUUGUCGAGAAGCAAAUAUGGAAUGGCGACGUACGAUUCAACCCCCUCGAAGCUUGCCGGAUCCGCGAUCUCACCCCGUCGGACGAUGCCUGCGUGAUAGAGAACGGGAUGCCGCGACUGUACAAGGGACCUUAUACCACGGACGGCAUGGAACCCCCCAAGGCUGGGGACAAGGCUUGGAUAUGGCGCCACGGUGACAUUGGUCCCCGCCGCAGCAACGUGGAGACCAUGUCCUCAGACAGAAUCCCUCUCCGGACGUCGUACAGCCAAAUAUCCAUGAGCUACAUUGUCAAGAUGCGCGACCGCAGAGGCAAAUUCGAUCCAAAGGCUGCCAAGGCCUUGGGCGUCCAGGUCACCGACUUCAAGCGGCUCACGGCUGGUCAGACGGUGACGACGGCCGACGGCAAAGAGGUCACGCCAGACAUGGUCAUGGGCGAGCCCAUCCGCGGACGAGGACUCAUCGUGGCCGACAUUGAGAGCCCCGACUUUGUCGAGUCCUUUAUGCAGCGGCCCGAAUGGGAGGACCAGGAGCUCAUGUCGCACAUCUCGGUCAUGUACUGGUUACUCGGCGCAGACCUCUCCACGCACCCCCGGAUCCGCAAAUUCAUGGACGACAGACCCCAGAUACGACAUGUCGUAUGUGCCCCGGACACAUGCCCCAACAUGAUCUGCAACCCGGGCCCGGCGGAGCUGCAGAUGCGUCUCCGACGUCUCGACCCCGACCGCUUCGCCGUUCUCAAGUACGACAAUGCUGUCAAGACGCAGGCGCCGCCACCGAAAUCCAACAUUGAGUUCGGCAGGAUCGGCAGAUCUGCGCAGCUGAUGCCCAAACUGCUAUUCGAGGACGACAAGGCGGCUCCCUUUGCGGACCUCAUGGGUGCCUACAACUCCGUCGCAGACAACGUCCUCGCUCUAGCCAGGAAAUGCAAGGCUCAAGCAACAGACCCGGACUUCCUGGCCAAGAUUGAAAAAGAAGAGAAGGACAUUCCGGGUCGCGAUACAGAGAUUACAUGCCUUGGCACCGGAUCUUCCGUGCCCUCAAAGUACCGCAACGUGUCGGGCACGCUGGUCCGCGUCCCUGGCAAGGCAGCCUUCCUGCUCGACUGCGGUGAAGGCACGCUUGGCCAGAUCAACCGCCUAUGGGGCUACGAUGGCGCUGCCGAGGUCCUGCGUGACCUGCGGUGCAUCCUCAUCAGUCACCUACACGCAGAUCACCAUCUGGGCACCACCUCUAUAAUCAAGGCGUGGUACGAACAGACCUUGCGGGAUGGUUCCAACGCCAAGCUCGCCAUCUCAUGUGUCCCCAAAUUCAGGUCCAUCCUGCAAGACUACGCCCAGGUGGAAGAUUUUGGCUUCCACCGGCUGGUCUUCCCCAACUGCGAGGACGAAGCCUCCUUCACCUACGCACAGGCAGGCCUGCACUUCUCCCACGACCACGGCCUCAAGGCCAUCCGCCGCGUCCCCGUGCCGCACUGCCCGCGCUCCGAGGCCGUCGAGAUUGAGCUCGCGUCGGGUCUCCGGGUGGCCUACUCUGGUGACUGCCGUCCCUCGCAGGCGUUCGCCAAGGCAUGCCGCGGCACGCACCUCCUGAUUCACGAAAGCACCUUUGGCGACGACAAGGCCGACCACGCCAAGCAGAAGAUGCACAGCACCAUGGGCGAGGCCCUCCAGGUCGCCAAGGACAUGCAGGCGCGCAGGACGCUGCUCACGCACUUCUCGCAGCGCUACGUGAAGCGGGAGGCGUUGAAGUGGGAGGGCGAGGCCGGCGCCGGGUCCGUCCUGCUGGGCUUUGACUACAUGACCGUCAGGGUGGGCGACUGGCAAAAGGCAGCCUGCUACAUGCCGGCAUUGGAGAAGCUUUUCCAGGAAGACGGGGAAGAGCCUGACGACAGCACUGAGUCAUGA
Molecule: messenger RNA, 2550 nt
Organism: Emericellopsis atlantica
Lineage: Eukaryota; Fungi; Ascomycota; Sordariomycetes; Hypocreales; Bionectriaceae
Product: beta-lactamase-like protein
Exons: 1
Coding region: 1-2550 (849 amino acids)
Biological process (GO): mitochondrial tRNA 3'-end processing
Cellular component (GO): mitochondrion
Molecular function (GO): 3'-tRNA processing endoribonuclease activity
Source: RefSeq, a predicted model, not a curated record